GCUAUGGAAGAGAUUGCUGAAGUUAUUCCAAGGAAACACUUACAGUUUGGUAAAAAAAGGAAGUAGCCCUUUAUUGCCUUUAGGGCAGGUUUCUUGGUGUACAGGUAGCCAAAAAGAAGCCUUAUGUAGCUUUGGACGAUGAUUAGGUGCUGUGUUUACAGACACACUGGGCAGGUGUGCAGGCUGUGCAGGGCGCAGGCAUGUGUGGGCCGUGUGCAGAGAUAUCUACAGUGUCACACAACAGUGUGAUGAGUGAGAGGCUGCUAGUUGAUAGGGCUGACGUGGACUGACGUCGGGUAUAGAUAGGCAAAAGCAGAUAGGUACGCAGCAGUGUCCAGCCUCCCAAGUUCCUGAAGCCGGCCACCAGACUGAAGACACAGCUUCUCCUGCUGGCUCAGUUGCAGAAGGAUGCCUUCCCCUGCUAAUUAGGGGACACUUUGAAAGCAUUUCCUUCUAGCAUGACUGGCAAGUCUGGUGAAGUUGAACUGCUUUAGUGGGGAUCAAAGCUGCGCCUGUGACUGCAACCAUAGCAAUGGAGAAAGCCAAAAAUGAAGCACCCCAAGACCCUGAGCAGUCCUUCCUUGCAACUCUGAGUGACCCACAGGUGACCCUGCUGUCUAUCCACAAGUGGUGGUCCUUCAGGAGGAGCCCUGGGGCCAGGGCCCUGGCCAGGCCAGUGUCUUCAGAGGAAGGUGCCCACUCUUCUCCAUCAGGGAGAGAAUUUCCACGGGGAGCUUUGAAUGGAACCUGUGAAAUGAGUUCUCAUCAGAUCUUACCUAAACUUUCUUUGCCUGCUCACUCUUGGAAACAAGCAAUGAAGCAGAGUUUUGCCUUUGACAAUGUUGGGUAUGAAGGGGGUGUGGACAACAUGUGCCCUUCUCCGACGAUAACCAGCACCAUCAGCAUUUUGGGCAUGACUUGCCAAUCCUGUGUCAAGUCCAUCGAGGGCACGAUUUCUAGUUUGAAGGGCAUUGUGAACAUUAAAGUUUCCUUGGAACAAGGCAACACAACUGUGAAAUAUGUACCAUCAGUCAUUAGCCUGCAACAGAUUUGCCACCAAAUUGGGGACAUGGGCUUUGAGGCCAGCAUGGCAGAGGGAAAGGCUUCCUCCUGGCCUUACAGGUCUUUAUCGGCCCAAGAGGCAGUAGUCAAGCUUCGGGUGGAAGGCAUGACCUGCCAGUCUUGUGUCAACUCCAUUGAAGGCAAGAUGCGGAAACUGCAUGGAGUAGUGAGAGUCAAAGUUUCACUGAGCAAUCAAGAGGCAGUCAUCACUUACCAGCCUUAUCUUAUUCAACCAGAAGACCUCAGGGACCAUGUCAAUGACAUGGGAUUUGAAGCUGCCAUCAAGAACAGAGUGGCUCCCUUAAGCCUGGGACCAAUUGACAUUGGCCGGUUACAAAGUGCUAACCCAAAGAGACCAUCAGCUUUUGCUAACCAGAAUCUCAACAACUCUGAGACCCUGGGGCACCAAGGAAGCCACAUGGCUACCCUGCAACUAGGAAUAGAUGGAAUGCACUGUCAGUCUUGUGUCUUGAAUAUUGAAGGAAAUAUAGGCCAACUCCCAGGGGUUCAACGUAUUCAAAUAUCCUUGGAGAACAAAACUGCCGAAGUACAAUAUGACCCUUCUUGUGUCACACCUGUGUCCCUACAGAGAGCCAUUGAGGCACUUCCACCUGGGAACUUUAAAGUUUCUCUUCUGGACGGAGCAGGAGGGAGUGGAGCAGGUGACGAGUCUUCCAGUUGUCAUUCCCCUGGCUCUCCUAACCAGGUGCAGGGCCAGUGCAGCUCUGUAGUGCUCAGUGUCACUGGCAUGACCUGUGUGUCCUGUGUGCAGUCCAUCGAAGGUAUGCUCUCCCAGCGAGAAGGGGUACAGCAAGUCUCUGUCUCUUUGGCUGAAAGGACUGCGACAGUUCUUUAUGAUCCCUCUAUAAUUAGCCCUGAAGAUCUCCGAGCUGCUGUAGAAGAUAUGGGAUUUGAGGCUUCAUUGAUUCCUGAAAACUGUUCUACCAACCACUACAGUGCUGGGAAUGCCAUGCUGCAAACUGUAGGUGACCCACCUGUGUCCGUGCAGGAAGUGACUCCGCAAGCCAGGGGGCCCCUUAGAAACCACAGCCCUGGCUACUCAUCACAUACGCCCCAAUCCACUGGAACAGUAGCACCACAGAAGUGCUUUUUACAGAUCAAAGGCAUGACCUGUGCAUCCUGUGUGUCUCACAUAGAAAGAAAUCUCCAGAAAGAAGCUGGUGUUCUCUCCAUCCUGGUCGCCUUGAUGUCAGGAAAGGCAGAAGUCAAGUAUAAUCCAGAGCUCAUCCAGCCACCUAAGAUCGCUCAGCUCAUCCAGGACCUGGGCUUUGAGGCAGCAGUCAUGGAGAACAAUGAGGACUCAGAUGGCGACAUUGAGCUGGUUAUCACAGGGAUGACCUGUGCUUCCUGUAUUCACAACAUAGAGUCCAGGCUCUCCAGAACCACUGGCAUCACCUAUGCCUCUGUGGCCCUUGCCACCAGCAAAGCCCAUGUGAAAUUUGAUCCAGAAAUUAUUGGUCCACGGGAUAUUGUCAGAAUUAUUAAGGAGAUUGGCUUCCAUGCUUCCCUGGCCCAGAGAAGGCCCAACGCUCAUCACUUGGACCACAAGAUGGAAAUAAAGCAGUGGAAGAAGUCUUUUCUCUGCAGCCUGGUGUUUGGCAUCCCUGUCAUGGGCUUAAUGAUCUAUAUGUUAAUACCCAGCAGUGACCCCCACGAGGCGAUGGUCCUGGACCACAGUCUCAUCCCAGGACUGUCUGUUCUGAACCUUACCUUCUUCAUCCUGUGUACAUUCGUCCAGUUCCUUGGCGGAUGGUACUUCUACAUCCAGGCCUACAAGUCUCUGCGGCACAGAUCAGCCAACAUGGAUGUGCUCAUCGUUCUGGCCACAAGCAUUGCCUAUGUCUACUCCCUGGUCAUCCUGGUGGUUGCGAUUGCUGAGAAGGCCGAGAAGAGCCCUGUGACAUUCUUUGACACCCCCCCAAUGCUCUUCGUGUUUAUUGCCCUGGGAAGGUGGCUGGAACACGUGGCAAAAAGCAAAACUUCGGAAGCUCUUGCCAAACUCAUGUCUCUCCAAGCCACAGAAGCCACAGUUGUGACCCUUGGUGAGGACAAUUUAAUCCUCAGAGAGGAGCAAGUGCCCAUGGAGCUGGUGCAGAGGGGUGAUGUCAUCAAGGUCGUACCCGGGGGGAAGUUCCCAGUGGAUGGGAAAGUCCUGGAAGGCAACACCAUGGCUGAUGAGUCCCUCAUCACAGGAGAAGCCAUGCCUGUCACUAAGAAACCUGGGAGCAUUGUGAUCGCCGGGUCUAUAAACGCUCAUGGCUCUGUGCUCAUUAAAGCCACCCAUGUGGGCAACGACACUACUUUGGCUCAAAUUGUGAAAUUGGUGGAAGAGGCUCAGAUGUCAAAGGCACCCAUUCAGCAACUGGCCGACCAGUUUAGUGGAUAUUUUGUUCCAUUUAUCAUCAUUAUUUCAACUUUGACGUUGGUGGUUUGGAUUGUAAUCGGUUUUAUCGAUUUUGAUGUUGUUCAAAAAUACUUUCCUAACCCCAGCAAGCACGUCUCACAGACAGAGUUGAUCAUCCGUUUCGCCUUCCAGACAUCUAUCACUGUGUUGUGCAUUGCCUGCCCCUGCUCCCUAGGGCUGGCCACACCCACAGCGGUCAUGGUGGGUACUGGGGUGGCCGCCCAGCAUGGCAUCCUCAUCAAGGGAGGCAAGCCUCUGGAGAUGGCACACAAGAUAAAGACCGUGAUGUUUGACAAAACUGGCACCAUUACCCAUGGGGUCCCCAGGGUCAUGCGAGUCCUGCUGCUUGUAGAUGUGGCUACACUGCCCCUCAGGAAGGUUCUGGCUGUGGUGGGCACUGCAGAGGCCAGCAGUGAGCACCCCUUGGGCUUGGCAGUCACCAAAUACUGUAAAGAGGAACUUGGAACAGAGACUUUGGGAUACUGCACGGACUUCCAGGCGGUGCCAGGCUGUGGAAUUGGCUGCAAAGUCAGCAAUGUGGACGGCAUCUUGGCCCAGAGUGAGCGCCCACUGAGUGGGCAGACUGGUCACCUGAAGGGGAUCGGCAGCCCUCCAGGAAAAGAUACAGUGCCCCAGACCUUCUCUGUGCUGAUUGGAAACCGUGAGUGGAUGAGGCGCAAUGGCUUAACCAUCUCCAGCGACGUCAGUGAUGCUAUGAUUGAUCAUGAGAUGAAAGGACAGACGGCCAUCCUGGUGGCUAUUGAUGGUGUGCUUUGCGGGAUGAUCGCCAUCGCAGACGCUGUCAAGCCUGAGGCUGCCCUGGCGGUACACACACUGAAAAGCAUGGGUGUGGAUGUGGUUCUGAUCACAGGGGACAACCGAAAGACAGCCAAAGCCAUUGCCACCCAGGUUGGUAUCAACAAAGUCUUUGCAGAGGUGCUGCCUUCUCACAAAGUGGCCAAGGUCCAGGAGCUGCAGAAUGAAGGGAAGAAAGUCGCUAUGGUGGGAGAUGGUGUAAAUGACUCCCCAGCCUUGGCCCAGGCCGAUGUGGGCAUUGCCAUCGGCACUGGCACAGACGUUGCCAUCGAGGCGGCAGAUGUGGUUCUCAUCAGAAAUGACUUACUGGACGUGGUCGCCAGCAUUCACCUCUCCAAAAGGACUGUCCGCAGGAUCCGAGUCAACCUGGUCCUGGCACUGAUUUACAACAUGGUGGGGAUACCCAUCGCUGCAGGUGUCUUCAUGCCCAUUGGUAUCGUGCUGCAGCCGUGGAUGGGCUCAGCGGCCAUGGCAGCCUCCUCCGUGUCUGUGGUGCUCUCUUCUCUGCAGCUCAAGUGCUACAGGAAGCCCGACCUGGAGAGGUACGAGGCACAGGCCCAUGGCCGCAUGAAGCCCCUGAGUGCAUCCCAGAUCAGCGUGCAUGUGGGCAUGGAUGACCGGCGGUGGGACUCCCCCAGGGUCACGCCGUGGGACCAGGUCAGCUACGUCAGCCAGGUGUCUCUGUCCUCCCUGACAUCCGACAGGCUGUCUCGGCAUAGUGCCACUGUGGAUGAUGGUGGGGACAAGUGGUCUCUACUCCUGAAUGACAGGGAUGAGGAACAGUACAUGUAAAAGCUCUAAGGGCGCAGAUCCAGGGCAGGGCAGGGCCAGCUCCUCCUGUGAGGACUCACAUCACUGGCUGUGGUUGGGCCAAGCGCAAUACAAACAGCAUGUGGGGGUGAAGCUUGCCCAAGUUUUGGGACCUCUCCCCACUCCCUGGAUCUUUCCAGUGUCCCUCCCUGCAUCUCUGUGCUUUGUUGAGGUGCCAUCAGAAGGGGUUGGGUAGGACAGCCCUUUGUGGGUCCUGCUGGUGUGGGGCAAAGGAUCCUGGCCUUCCUGUGCUGUUAGCAUGGAUCCUGGCUUGGAUGCAGGAGAGGAAUUCAGUGCUCCUCACAGACCUCUGCCUCUGUACCUGGGAGGACUACUUGAGAAAUGAACAAGCUCAUUAGGACCAUGCACUCGGCUGGGCCUCUUCACGAACUCACGGUGAGCGCGUCUCUGACAUCAUCCACAUGCCUCAUGGGUCUGAGGCCACCGUUUACCUCAAGCGCACCUGUUGCCUUCUGCUGGCACAGUUGCUUCCUUUUCUCCCCUUCUGUGUGCUUGGCUUCCUUCACACUGAGGCAGGACUGCUGCUCUUGGGCAUCUGCAGUACUCUGGCCCCUGCACUUAGCCUGAGCCUGCUCCCUGCCUGCACCCCUCCCUGGGAGCUCACUGUACCCCCCUUCACACUGAGGAGAAGUCCGCUUUGUUGCUGAACAGCUCCUGGGGAGUCCUGCCACUGCUGCUCCCCCACUAGAGUGAAGUUUCUGAGCCUGACUGGGAGUCCAAACCCAGCUUCCUUUGAGGCCCUGGGGCUCAUGAGCCUAGACACUCUGUGGGGGUCAUGUGCCUGAGGGACCUCCCUGUUACCUCAAAGGGCUCAGACAGUGCUGGUGCCUGGAGUCCCUGGAGCCCCUGCCAUGUGUGCCUGGCGGAAAUGCCUUGAGAGAGGACAGCAGUUCACGUGAGCCUUGUGUGUGCUGAGUGGAUACCCAGAAGGAGGGUAUAGCUCUCCAGGGGAAUGUCUGCUUUUUUUAAAAUAGCUCUAAAAAUAUCACCAGGUUGAUAAUCUGUAUUUCACAGAAAUACCCAAUACAAUUAAUACAAAAAUCCAUACAUUCUAUGGUUUCUAAACAUUUACCCCAUUAAUAGUUUUUGUGAGAGGCUGCUGUCCUUCAUGGUUCAGAGAAAGUUUAGAUGGCUGAUGUUUGUGAAAGCCCGACUUUUCUUCCUUUCUACCCAGCAAGUUAGUCUUUUUAGAAGCCUUGCCAGAUGUUUUCUUUGUUUGACUCUCCUUAUUACUGCUUAGUUGAUAGAUUUCAUUUUCUAGUUGCACAAUAAAUAGUCUGUGUUAAGUCUCAUAAUUCUUACUGACCAGGGACACCCAAUUUGACUCCACUUCUCUCAAUUUAGAUCCAGCUGUGAGUUGCAUGUUCAUUCACUGCCAGUUUAAAUCUUGAAUAUGUUUCCUUAACUUCUGAAGCUCUUUCUGUGUGUGUUCAAUCAUAUGAAUGAGAUUUUUGUUACUUUCCAGGCAUUACAUCCAUGCUGUGACAUUAGUUCCAGAUUCUCAAUUGAAACUGCUUGAUGCUCUAAUUGAGCCAUAGAACUGUUUACACAUUCCUGCCAUGCAGUAAUGUCAUUUUUCUGACCUGAGGAAGGGGCUGGAAGCUCAUACCAUUUCAUACUGAGCAACUCAAUUGGUUGUCAAUUUCAAAAGUAGAAUAAUCUGGGGCUGUUAAGUAGUUCAAUUAAUUCUUAGUAGAUUGGUAUCUGUGAGUUUCCUCCUUUACCUGCACCACAGCUGUUUCCUGUACGCCUGUUGCUUCAUAGCCUUGAUCAAAAUACAGCAGCGCAUCCACUACUACCUCUCUAGGCCACCAACCCCAUGCCUGCCUUUGCAGAGACUAUAGUCUUGCCUGCGUUUUCUGAGUUUGGAAUGACCACUUUUACCCUUCAGUGGCUCUUGUGGUAGUGUGGCAUUGGAGGGGCAGGGAUGGGCCAGGUUACAGACUCUGAAGUCAGUGGUGAUUGACAUGACCCCUGGGAGCAGGGUGACAGAAUCAGAUUACUCUAAGGUGAAACCUGGGUCUCACACACAAAAUAAUUGUAUUUAUUGAGCGUUGCUUAUUUGCCAGGGGCAAUGUCAGUGCUCUUUGUCAGUUUUACCUCUGAUCCUCCAACAAAAUAGCAAGGUAGCUAUUACUGUCCACAUUUUAUAGGCAAGGAAACGGCAAGAGAGGCUACGUGUCUUGCUUGAUAUCACACAGCCAAUAUACAUGCCAUCUCUGUUGGCUCUGAAGGUUUUUCUCUAAUUGUGCUACUGCCUUAUCAGUUUGCUUGAUAAGAAUAAACUAGAAAAAAGUCUUUGCUCUUGGAAGAGCACAUUUUCAAGUGAUGUAUUAGUUGUAUCAACUUAGAAUGCUUGGGCUGGAGAUGGUACCUCAGUGGUGCUGCGCCUGCCUGGCAAGUGCAAGGUCCUGAGUUUGAUCCCUGGUACCUGAAAAAACAAAACAAAAAAACUUAGAAUGCAGUUGGUCAUGAGUUCAUUUCACUUUCACUUUGGAUGAUUAGUUUCAAUUUUUACAUAUAAUACAAUUUUUGCUGGGUUUUAUAUUCUAAAAUCCAAGUUCAGGGUUUUGUUGUGUUUUAUUGUUUGCAGUCUUCACUUUUCUGCCAGCCCCCUCCCACUAUCCAUCCCCAUUCUGUCUUUUCUGUAUUCUUGCUUGGAAAUAUUUCUUAUUUUGGAAUUAGGCUAAUGAUUUUCUAAAGAUUCUAACUGUGUUAAGUUUUAAAACUUCUAGAACCAUUAGCAUCACAUUCAUAUAUAGAAUUGAAAAUAUUUAUAUAGUUGUACAGAAAGUAAACUUUUAGCUGUUAAGAGUAUCAGGAGUUUUGGGGUCAGAUAACAAUUGCUAUUUCAAAAAACGUUCCACACAAUAUGAAAGUAAAGUUUCAUUUUAUUCAUCUAAA
Heterocephalus glaber (naked mole-rat) is the source of this 8038-nucleotide messenger RNA. It is a transcript of the gene Atp7b, whose product is annotated as ATPase copper transporting beta. Gene Ontology annotation, cellular component: plasma membrane; trans-Golgi network. Gene Ontology annotation, biological process: copper ion export; intracellular copper ion homeostasis; copper ion import. The record is from RefSeq and is a predicted model, not a curated record. Gene Ontology annotation, molecular function: ATP hydrolysis activity; P-type divalent copper transporter activity; copper ion binding. NCBI's taxonomy places the organism in Eukaryota, Metazoa, Chordata, Mammalia, Rodentia, Bathyergidae.